Messenger RNA from Fundulus heteroclitus (mummichog), 2963 nucleotides. RefSeq lists its product as uncharacterized. Gene Ontology annotation, biological process: DNA integration. Gene Ontology annotation, molecular function: nucleic acid binding. NCBI's taxonomy places the organism in Eukaryota, Metazoa, Chordata, Actinopteri, Cyprinodontiformes, Fundulidae. The transcript has 2 exons. Bases 497 to 2515 code for a protein of 672 amino acids. The record is from RefSeq and is a predicted model, not a curated record.
UUGUAUUUGAUUGUGGAUCAACUUAUAAAGGAGCAUCACUGAACAGUCAGCUUCUGCAGGGACCUGACCUCACAAACUCUCUGGUUGGAGUUCUCAUCAGAUUUAGAAAAGAACCUGUUGCACUAAUGGCUGACAUCGAUGCCAUGUUUCACCAAGUGUAUGUCUCUGAGAAACAUGUCAACUUUCUCCGUUUCCUGUGGUGGAAAGAUGGUGACACUUCAAAACCUGCACAGGAGUUCAGGAUGUUGGUUCAUUUAUUUGGAGCAGUGUCUUCACCAAGCUGUGCAAAUUAUGCUCUGCAAAGAACUGCUGAUGAUAACGUACAACAGUUUCCAGCUGAAGUGGUUGAUGCAAUCAAAAAUAACUUUUAUGUGGAUGACUGUUUAAAAUCUGUUCCCACAGAAGAGGAUGCAGUGCACAUGGUGAAGAGUCUGACAGAGCUUUGCUCUAAAGGAGGAUUCAUGCUUUCAAAGUGGGAAAAGCAAGAGUUGCUCCUAUGAAGCAAACAACAAUCCCCAGGUUGGAACUGACAGCUGCUGUUCUUGCUGUCCGAGUGAAUAAACUGUUGCAAAAGGAGCUGCAAAUACAGUUGGAAAAACCUGUUUUCUGGACUGAUAGUACAACGGUACUAAAAUACAUCUCCAGUGAAACCAGAAGAUUUCACACAUUUGUUGCAAACAGAAUCUCUGUCAUCCGAGAAGCAACAGACGUGAAUCAGUGGAGAUAUGUUUCCUCCAAGGAGAAUCCUGCAGAUGAUGCAUCCAGAGGUAUGAGAGCUGAGGAGUUCCUCAAAUGCAGGAGGUGGAUACAUGGGCCUGAAUUUCUCCACAGAUCAGAAGAGGAAUGGCCUAAACUGGAUGUGGAUCACCAUGCAAUUUCUGCAGAUGAUCCAGAGGUCAAAAGGGACCUAACAGUGAGUGUUAUUGUGAAUGAAUCACAAAAUGCUACAAACUAUCUGAUUCAUUAUUUUUCAUCUUGGACAAAGCUUAAAACCUCUGUUGCCUGGUUUUUAAAGCUGAAGAACAUCUUGAUGUUGUUGCAACAGAAAAGGAAAAAGUUUGCUGCUGCAGAUCUGAAUAACAAUAAUCCAGGAAAUCAAAAGAAAGAAUUGGAAAAGCAGAUGGAAAGGUUCAAGACCACUCUGAAGAAAGAAAAUCUGACUCCUGAAGACUUGGCCAAGGCAGAACUAUCUAUUGUUCGGUUUGCACAACAGCAGAAAUUUACAACUGAAAUUGCUUUAAUCAACAGUGGGCUUAAAGCAGUAUCCAUGAGAAGUUCUCUAUACAAACUUGACCCAGUAUUGGAUGCUGGGGUCCUCAGAGUGGGUGGCAGGUUGAGUAAAACAGCCAUGCCUGUUGAAGCAAAGCAUCCUGUAAUUUUGACAAAGGAUAUGUAUGUAUCUAUCCUGAUUUUACGCCAUAUUCAUCAACAGUUGGGACAUGCAGGAAGAGCUCAUAUGCUGUCAAGAUUACGACAAAAAUACUGGAUAAUAAAUGCUAAUUCAGCUGCCCGAAAAAUCAUCUCUCAUUGUGUUGUUUGCAAACGUAACAGAGGAAAGUUUGUUGAACAAAAGAUGGCAGAUCUGCCAGAAGAAAGAGUUCUGCCAGCCACCGCUCCUUUCACAAAUGUUGGAGUGGAUUACUUUGGUCCUGUAAGUGUUAAAAGAGGACGAAGUCUCCUGAAAAGGUAUGGAGUUCUGUUCACUUGUUUUACCAGCCGUGCAGUACAUCUGGAAAUUGCUUACACCCUCAAUACAGAUUCCUGUAUAAAUGCAAUCCGCAGGUUUAUCUGUAGAAGAGGCCCAGUUUCAACCAUCAGGUCUGAUAAUGCCACAAAUUUUGUUGGGGCAAAUCGAGAGUUGAAAGAGAGUUUGGCUGAACUGAACCAUGCUAAAAUUCAAAAUGCUUUUGUGCAGGACGGAAUCAAAUGGAACUUUAACAUCCCAGCAGCCUCUCACCAAGGUGGAGUUUGGGAGCGUCUGAUUCGUUCCAUAAGAAGUAUUUUAGUCUCAGUUCUUAAAGAACAAGUUUUGGAUGAUGAAGGGCUUCAAACAGUCUUUUGUGAAGUUGAAGCUAUAUUAAACGACAGACCCAUUACUAAAGUUUCAGAUGACUCAAAUGAUCUUGAGGCACUCACCCCCAAUCACUUGUUGUUGAUGAAAAACAAACCAGUUUUGCCACCAGGAUUGUUCAAUCAAAAGGAUCUUUAUGUCAGGAAAAGGUGGAAACAGGUACAAUAUAUGGCAGAGCUGUUCUGGAAAAGAUGGCUUUCUGAAUAUUUACCUUUAAUGCAGGAAAGACAAAAAUGGACAAGAACUAAAAGAUGUCUAAUUCCUGGAGAUAUUGUCUUAAUUGCAGACUCUACAGCUCCAAGAGGAUCAUGGAUGAUGGCCAAAGUUUUGACUGUAAACCAGGACGGACAGGGCUUGGUGCGUUCCGUGCAGUUGCAAACCAAGACCAGUUUGUUGGAAAGACCUGUGACCAAACUUCUGUUGCUACUGGAAGCAUCACCCUGAGGAAUUGAGGACAUGUUUGAAGGAAUAGCUCCUUUUCCUUUUAAAGUAAUUGUGACAGUAUUCACAAUUAGGGGCCGGGGUGUUGGAGCUAUUUAUUCUUGAUUUCUUUAUUCAUUUGAAUUUUUGUUAGAUAGUUCUUAAAUGUAUAUUUUUUGUAUUAUUUACAGUAUUUAUUUGCAGGUUAAUAAUUGUGGAUUUUGUUUAAUUUUUUGUUUUAUUAUUUUUUCUUAUUCAUUCUUUGAGUUAGACAGGAAGUCAUGUGGGUUAGUCCACUUUUCUAUAAGUAUAGGGGCCUGGUAAAGGACCAGCAAGGCAUUUGGGUUUGGGGCCUAUGGUUUUUACCAGAGCAAGAGAGCAGAGUGGGAUUGACAGAAUGAGAACAAAGGAAAGUUUGAAGUCUGUAAUUGUGGCUGAAAGGAAACACAAAUAAACCUUUCUGAACAAUCAA